UUUUUCAUGAAUAGAAGACUCGAGAUGUCCCUUUUCACUUUCUUCUUUUUCAUUUCUUCUCCACUGUUAUCAUGAUCAGAGCCAAGCAAAUCUCUAGUUUAUGGUGAUCUAACAAUUCCAUCUUUGAAUCGUCAUUCUAUUAUUUACAAUUUCUAAUCUUAUAUCUCACUACCUUUUGUCUCAUUACCAGAUAAAAUCCCCAAUCUUUCAAAGCCCUAACUGAUAUAAUGUUGCCUCAAUCAUCUCAGACUACAGCUUCUCCAUCUUUAACAAAUCUUGUCACAGAAAAGCUUACAUAUGAUAAUUUCUUACUAUGGAAGGUACAAAUUGUUCCAAUUGCAAAAGGAUAUGGAGUCAUGGAUCAUCUAGAUGGGUUGAAGCUAGCGCCUUCGGAGUUUGUUGAGUUAGAGGAUGACAAAGGUAAGACCAAUUUGGAACCCAAUCUUGAAUACGAGAAGUGGUAUGCUCAAGAUCAACAAGUUAGUGCUUGGAUUAAUUCUACUCUUUCUCCUGAAAUUCUUGCUCAAAAGGUUUGUCAUGUUCUUGCUAGUCUUGGUGAAGAGUACAAAAUGUUUGCCACAAUUAUGUUGGCUAAGCCACCUUUGCCCUCUUGUGAUGACUUAAAGACACUAUUACUUCAACAUGAGCUUGCAUUUAACAUUACUUCAAAUGCAUCCAGCAGAGUUAUAGACACUCCAUUGCAAAGCAGUGCAAGUCAUAAUGUACUCUACACAUUUGCUUAGUAUGAUCACAAAAAUAGAGGAAAAGGAAUGCA
Messenger RNA from Rubroshorea leprosula, 775 nucleotides. NCBI's taxonomy places the organism in Eukaryota, Viridiplantae, Streptophyta, Magnoliopsida, Malvales, Dipterocarpaceae. The record is from the annotation of a GenBank genome assembly.